Molecule: messenger RNA, 1346 nt
Organism: Fukomys damarensis (Damara mole-rat)
Lineage: Eukaryota; Metazoa; Chordata; Mammalia; Rodentia; Bathyergidae
Gene: Dynlt5
Product: Tctex1 domain containing 1
Biological process (GO): microtubule-based movement
Cellular component (GO): cytoplasm; cytoplasmic dynein complex
Molecular function (GO): dynein intermediate chain binding
Source: RefSeq, a predicted model, not a curated record
AUGGUAACCAAGCCAAACCCCCUUUUGGGUGUUGAAAAGCGAACCGUGGUAACCAAGCCAAACCCCUUUCGGGUUGUUGAAAAGCGAGAUGGAGGUUUACGGACUCGGGAUAGUUUGGAUGAAUUGUGGUUUCUUUCACCGUAUAGGUCACCACCAGUGGCCUCAGCUACAACACUGGGACCUCCUCCGAGUGACUUUUCAACGCGUCCACGCUCCCACCUCUUGUAUGAUCCGCACUUUAACUGUGACCCUGGGAUCCCGACCUCCGAAAGUUCCCUGUCUCAUGUGGAUGAGCCGAGCCAGCGUGACGAGAUCUCCCUUCCAGCUCGAGUGGAAAACACCUACCAGCUGGGUCCUAGAAAACAUUUUCCUAUGGUCACCAUCAAUCAUGUUUUGAAAGAUGUGUUAACAAAGUAUCUACAAGAAGAAAAAUAUGAACCAGAGCUCUGCAGGAAGAUGACUAAACUGCUUUCUGAGGUUAUUAAAACCCAGGUCAAAGAAUUAAUGAUCCCUUGGUAUAAACUAAUUGUUGUCACUCACAUCGGACAACUGAAGCGUCAGAGCUUGUUUAUUGGAAGCAGAUGCCUCUGGGACCCUAAAAGUGAUACUGUUUCAUCCUACAUUUUCCGAAACUCUUCUCUGUUUGCCCUUGCCAGUGUCUAUGCAAUUUACUUUGAGUGACUGAAAGUAAGAUGUGUAGUUCUUACUUUUUUAAACCAUAAAGCACACUUUAUGUUCGCCAAAAUUUUACUGCCAAAAACUUUGAGAAAGAAGCAAGACUAACAUUUCAAACAAAUGGGAGCUUUCAGGGUUUUUAAUACUCCGAAAACUGGGAAACUCCUUGGUCCAAAGCAGAAAAUACUAAGUCAUGGUUCUGCUAGACUGCUUUUCAAAUGCAUAGAUUUUUAUUAAGUAUUACUUUUGGUAUUGACUAUUUGAAUUACUCUUUAAUCAGAGAGUUAGAAUUUCCUGUAUUACUUUUUGACGAAGAGACAUUUCAGAAAUAUCUGGCUAUAUAUCCUGAACCCAAUAAAUGACAGUAGCAUUUUUAUCGUGAAAUACACAAAUGAUCAGUGUUAAUAUGGCUCAGUGCUGCAUAGCAAAGAAUUCAGGUUUUCAUUCUGCACUUAAUAAAUUGAGCAGCAUUCAUUAACUGCAAUUACUGUUACAUGUACCUGACAGUUGGAACUGCUGAGGUAGGAUUAAUGACUUCAUAACCAUUUAUCCUGGUCCCGAGGGACCACAAGCUAAAACUAGAAGCUCUUGUGGGUCGACUGCACUUUACAAAAUUGCAGGAGAGCUGCACAUUGGCUCUUCAAUAAUGGAAACUAUAAAGUGAACAGUGG